Cannabis sativa is the source of this 1388-nucleotide messenger RNA. Its product is annotated as disease resistance protein RUN1-like. Gene Ontology annotation, biological process: signal transduction. The record is from RefSeq and is a predicted model, not a curated record. Bases 1 to 540 code for a protein of 179 amino acids. The transcript has a single exon. Lineage: Eukaryota; Viridiplantae; Streptophyta; Magnoliopsida; Rosales; Cannabaceae.
AUGGAAACAGAACAAUCUUCCAGGAAUUCAAGUUCAUGUAGUUCUCCAAUCACUGAUACAAUUCUAAAUAUUGAUUCACCAAAGUAUGAUGUAUUCUUGAGUUUUAGAGGUGAGGACACUCGAAAGAACUUCAUGGGUCAUUUGAGAGUUUCUUUGUUUGCAAAAGGAAUAAAAAGCUUCAUAGAUGAUGAUCAAAUCGAAAGAGGUCGAUAUAUAUCUACACAACUACUCCAAGCCAUAGAAGAUUCAAAGUGUUCAAUCGUGAUUUUCUCACCAAACUAUGCUUCAUCCACAUGGUGUUUGGAUGAACUCGUCAAAAUCAUUGAUUGUAUGAAAACAAGAGGUCAAAUCGUAAUACCCAUCUUCUACAACAUCGAUCCAUCUGAUAUUCGCAAACAGACAGGGCGUUUCGGCGAGUCAUUUGCUGUUCACGAACAAAAUCUAAAGGAUGAGAUGGAAAGGAUUAAUGGCUGGAGGACUGCCUUAAAAGAAGUUACUGCUCUUGCUGGUUUGGAUAUACAAAACUACAGGUAUCCUUAAAUAUGCUUAAUUAAUAUUAACUGAUAUCCAUCAUAAUUCAUUUUUCCUUUAUUUUAACUUGUUUUAGAUAUACUAUCUCCAUGGCAAAAAGAAAAUCUUUGUUUGUUUUGGGAUUAUUUUUAUUUAUUCAUAGGAUUUAUUUUAAUUUUUUUUGUUUGACUUAAUUAUUUUCUGAUUUGAUUUGUUAUUUUAGGUGGUGUUUGGACGUUUGCUAAUAUUUUUUUUUUAUUUGAUUUUCUGUUUUUAAAUUAGAGAAAUGAAAUUAUUUUUAAAAAAACAUGCUCUUUAAAAUUAUUUUAAUUAAGAAUUAAAAUUUUAAAAAUUAAAAAACAAAUAACUUUUAAAAUUUAUUUAAGCAGUUUUUUCUUCUUAAUUAAUAUUUUAGACUCUCACCUGAACUCGAUUCGGAUCUCGACCUGAAUCCGAAUUGAAACCCUAACUUAGAUUCAACCCCGAAUUCAGAACUUGGACCCCAACCCCGAACUUGGACCUCAGACCCGUCUGCGGCCGAUCUUCACCCAGAUCUCAGACUUCGGGGCUAGACCCCGAAUUCAGAUCUGGAUCCGACUUAAAUAAAAUCAAAUAAUAAAAAUAAACUUUACAGAACAUACUUUUUUUUAAAAUUAAAAAAUAAAAAUAUUACUAAGUGAUAUAAUUACUUUUGUGAAAAAAAAAAAAAUAUAACUAUUUGCUAGCUGUUAUAUAUACAUAUAAUAUACUCUAUUUUUAUCUGAAAAUGAAGACUAUUUAUUAGAAAGAAGUUGAUAAAGAUUUUGGAAUUAGCAUAUUAAAGUAGAGGUACUUUCAAGUGAUAACUUUGAUGAAUUAUUAGUAGCAGUUAUUUUCUA